Molecule: messenger RNA, 731 nt
Organism: Anopheles funestus (African malaria mosquito)
Lineage: Eukaryota; Metazoa; Arthropoda; Insecta; Diptera; Culicidae
Product: transmembrane protein 256 homolog
Exons: 3
Coding region: 102-638 (178 amino acids)
Source: RefSeq, a predicted model, not a curated record
CAAGCGGUAAAUGACGUUUCGAGUUAAUAAACAAUUAUUCUGCUGAUAACUACCUGUGCAAAUUUAGUUUCUGGAAUAACAACGCACAUUUUCAUUGUAAAAUGGGUUUAAACGAAGCCAUGAACUACGUUCUCUUCAAUAAUCCCGUUUCCAGCACUAUGUGGUCGAUGGCUUCGAAUGGGGCGAAAGCUGUGGGACUGAAGCCAAAAGCCAUAGUACAAAAUGCAGCAACUCACACAUCGACCGCUGCCCAACAAGCGCUGCCGUCAAUGUGGAAGCUUUUGGGCCACAACCGCCAUAUCAUAAGACUGGCAGGACUGAGUGGUGCUACAGCGGUGAUUCUCGCAGCUUAUGGGGCUCAUCACCACUUUCCAUUGAAGGAAGAAGAUGUGCAAGAACGCGAUCCGAAGCAAAUAUUUGAAAUGACCAACCGUUAUCAUUUCAUCCAUUCACUGGCCCUUAUGGCCGCUCCAUUUGCACGGCGUCCGUAUCUGACGAUGACUCUCAUGAUGUCUGGAAUGGCUCUGUUUUGUGGAACGUGCUACUACGUUGCCUUCACAAACGAUCGCAGCGUGGUUCGACUUACUCCAAUGGGUGGAUUUCUGUUGAUCUUUGCAUGGUUGUCAUUUAUUAUUUAAGCAUACUAAUGUUAAAAGAAAGAGCAUUUCCAUUGUUCAUUCAUCACUUUAGUAGUUGGAUUGAAGUGAAAUAAAACAACCAUUGCACUUAUU